AUGCCUAUUCCAAUCCUCAGCGAACCACCUGGCAAACCCAAUUCCAGCUAUGUGCUCCCCGUCUUCAAUGGCGAGCUCUGGACAAUUCCCACCUCAAACUCCGUCAUGCGCAUGCUCGUCACCGAGAAAGAGUCCAAAGGCGACUUCGCCGUCGUCAGCACCGGCGGCCAACAAGACAAUCCAAUCGGUUUCCACUACCACCGUGAAGCCCACGAUGUGUUUCUCUGUCUGAAGGGAAGCAUGAAUGUCUGGGCCAACGACUCUGCUCGUACCCUCUUGCCUGGAGAUUUUGCCUCUGUGCCUCCCAACGUUGUGCAUCAAUACCAAAUCCUAGGCUCACAUACCGAGUUUGCAGGACUCAUUGUUCCCGGCGGCUGGGAAGAGUUUUUUAGAUUCAUCGGUGAGCCAUAUGCCACUUCACCCAUGGGACCUUUAUUCCCUACUCGCGACAACAGAAACCCUAUGGAAGUACUUGUGCCCAAGCUCAUCGCCGCAACUGAGAAAUUCGACAUGGUGCCUAAGCGCGACCAUAAAGGUGCCGAACCUGUUCUCUGCACAGACAAAGACAACAAACUCAGCAAUUCGGCAACAGAGCCUUACUUCCUCAAGGCAGAUGCUGGACCGCGAUAUGCCAGUGCUGGUUUGCUUGUGAAACCUCUUUGCCAGAAAGCAGAUUCAGAUGGCAAGUUCAGCAUUGCAAGACUCGAAGGUUCCGCAGCGAUAAAGUCGCAGUAUCUGGCAUACAACACGUUGACUUUCGAGACUUCGCAUCACUGCUUCUUGGUCGAUAUGGGUAGUUUCCGUUUGACUGUUGAUGGCCAGAGCUCGGAGAUCAGUGCUGGAGAAACCAUUUUCGUUCCUGCUGGUCAAGAGUUUACGCUAGAGGUUGCGAGCAGGUAUGCCGCCUUGUAUGUGUUUACCAAUGGUGGAGGCCUGGUGGAGAUGUUGGUGGGUAUGGGCAAGGAAUAUGGCAGCCAGAUCAUUGCGGAAGACUUCCCCACUGACGCUGGCGAGGUUAACGGGCUUCAAGAGACGGUCGGCGUCAGAAUUGGCGAGCCUUUGUAA
Messenger RNA from Aureobasidium melanogenum CBS 110374, 1065 nucleotides. RefSeq names its product cupin domain-containing protein. Bases 1 to 1065 code for a protein of 354 amino acids. The transcript has a single exon. The record is from RefSeq and is a predicted model, not a curated record. Lineage: Eukaryota; Fungi; Ascomycota; Dothideomycetes; Dothideales; Saccotheciaceae.